Molecule: messenger RNA, 720 nt
Organism: Loa loa (African eye worm)
Lineage: Eukaryota; Metazoa; Nematoda; Chromadorea; Rhabditida; Onchocercidae
Exons: 7
Coding region: 1-720 (239 amino acids)
Source: RefSeq, a predicted model, not a curated record
AUGUGGGUAUUUCUGUACUUUUUGCAUUGUCCUGCAUUUGGAAUAUUACAUCAAUGUAUAGCGGCAAGUGUGCCACGUCCGUGCCGAUUACCCCCCGAAUAUAAUCAGAUGCCAGAUUUUGCAAGGGAAAAAUUGCGAAGUAUCUGGGAAAAUUACAAAUCCGGAAAAAGCUGCGUUGCGGAACAAAUUGCUACUGAUGUUAUCCUUACAGUCGUUAAUAUUUUUCCUACAAAAUAUCGCCAUGCAGUAAGUCCAGCAAGGUACAACAGUCAUUAUGAAUAUAAUUCAGCUAGCGACCACAUUUCUCCAACUCCAGAAGAUGAAGCUGUUUAUAAUGAAGUGCCUAUCUCGGAAACUUUUGAACUCCCGGAAUUCUUAAAAGGUGCAAGUAAAAAUAUUAUCGAUAAUUUUACCAAAGUAUGGAACGAUCCAAAUAUUCCGUCCGAGGGUUUACGCGAAGAGAUGAUUCACCUGCUUGCCGUGUCAUUGCUAAGUACAAAGGAGCUUACUGCGUAUAACCGAUAUAUGAAGGAACGCCGACACUGCCAGCAACAGUUGCUACUUCAUAUACGCCAAAUGUCGGAUGAGGCACGAAAAGCACUGAAUAUUCUCGCUUACAUAGAGCCUGAUGAGCGGUUUGGGACUGUCGAAAAUUUUUCUCCCAGUAUUCGUCGUGAAUUGAAAGAUUUUGCCAGACGAAGAGCGGGAAAGUGCAUUUGA